AUGAUGAAUUCUAAUCCAUUGUUUGCUGUUUAUGAUUACAAAAUCAAUUUUGAUAUAAUGCUAGGAAAAGGGUGUUAGGGUUAAAUAUAUUAAUGUUAAAAAAUAAGCACAUAAGAGGAAAUAGUAGCUAAGGUAACUAAAGUAAAUUUUUUAAAUGCGAAUACGAUUGAGAGAGAAAUAGCGAUUGUUAACAAAAUUAAAUAAUAAUAAAAUGUGUAGAACUUAGUAAAAAUGUACGAUAUUGUGCUAGAUGAAUAUAAUGGUGAAAAAAUACUUGUGGAAUUUAUGGAGAAGUGCGAUUCUGAUUUAGGAAAGUUAAUUAAAGAAUACUAAUAAAACAAUAGAUCUUUUACAUUUUAACAAGUCAUAGAUUUUGCAGGCUAAAUCAUUCGAGGUUAUACUCAUCUCAAUAAAUCAAAUAUAAUCCAUAGAGAUAUAAAACCAGAAAAUAUUUUGAUUACUAAAAUUGGGGAUAAUCUUGAAUUAAAGAUUACUGAUUUUGGUGUUGGAAAAGUAUUAACAAAUGAUUAUGCUAUUACAAAUACUGGAACACCAAUAUAUUCUGCACCAGAACUAACUUGCAGCGAUUAAGCAUAUACUAGCAAAGCAGAUAUUUUCUCAUUAGGAGUAAUUUUAUAUUAACUCACAUACAAUACGCUUCCUUUUAAAGUAAGUGGAAAGUCUGUAUAAAUUGUGAAAUAAUCUCUUAAAACUUAACCAAUUAUCUGCCAAAAUAAAGAGGGGUUUGAGGCUUAAUUUUUGGAUUUAAUAGAUAGAAUGCUACGAUUUUCCCCACAUGAUAGAAUUAAUUGGGAUCAAUUAGAAAAUCAUGAAUAUUUCAGAAACUACUUUCCAGAAAAUUGUAGUUAAAAUAAUUUAAAGCAAAUUAAAUAAUUACAUGAAUACAUGAUUGCAGUUUAUUAUUAAACAUCGAAAAUAAUAUAGAUUGUGGGAAAUCUUCCAAAAGAGUUUAAAUGGUAAAAUUUAGCUAUAAAUCUAACUAAAUACAUUUUAAUUAAUUUCUAAAAUGAACUUAUACAAAUCAUCCUUUCAAUUAAAAAUAAUAAAUCUGAAUUUAAUAAAUCAAUAGUAACAGUUUCUCAACAAUAAGUUGAUUAAAAAGAGAUUCAGUAAGCAUUAGAUAAAAAUAAUAUUUUAGACUGUUAAACUAAUAAUGAUGAAUUGAUAAAGUAAUUGAAGUAGGAGAUUGAAGAUUCUAUACCUAAUUUGGAAGAUAUUUUUUUCUAAGACUUUUACAAAUCAUUAAUUAACAUACCAGUAGAUGAAAGUAUAUUUGAUUUUUGGCAUUUGAAAUUUUAAAUUGUUUAUAAAACCUAAAUACGAUAGUGGUUAAGUAAAUAUUUGGUUCAAAAAUAAGUAACUAUUACAUAUGCAUACCUGUUAGAAAAGUUUUCUUACUUAUUAGUUGAAUAUCCUAAGACUUCCUAUAACAAUUUUCAAUAUAAUUAAAUUCAUUCAAAAAUUAUUUAAUAAGAUACCGCUCUAGAGUAUUUAAAGCAAAAGCAAUUAAUUUGA
Molecule: messenger RNA, 1536 nt
Organism: Paramecium tetraurelia
Lineage: Eukaryota; Ciliophora; Oligohymenophorea; Peniculida; Parameciidae
Exons: 3
Biological process (GO): peptidyl-serine phosphorylation; protein autophosphorylation; autophagy
Cellular component (GO): autophagosome; cytoplasm
Molecular function (GO): protein serine/threonine kinase activity; ATP binding
Source: RefSeq, a predicted model, not a curated record